Molecule: messenger RNA, 1098 nt
Organism: Armigeres subalbatus
Lineage: Eukaryota; Metazoa; Arthropoda; Insecta; Diptera; Culicidae
Gene: Cpr49Ab
Product: larval cuticle protein LCP-30
Exons: 3
Coding region: 143-1006 (287 amino acids)
Cellular component (GO): chitin-based extracellular matrix
Molecular function (GO): structural constituent of chitin-based larval cuticle
Source: RefSeq, a predicted model, not a curated record
AUUAGCCUUUCAGGAUCGACCGGUGGCUAUAUAAGAGGAAAACGCAAUUCGACUAGGAAAUUACUGUUGGUUCAACUAGUGAUUAGAGGUGAGCUUAAUUGGAAUCCUAACGUUCUAAACAGGCACUUAGUGACCGCUCGUGAUGAAGCUGGUUUUGGCAUUCGUACUACUGGUAAAUGGUUUCUACCUUGUGAGUUGCCAGAACGAUGGUCGAUACAGACCACCCACGACGACUACGCGAAGACCUAUUUAUAGAACAUACCGUCCAUUCGAUUCCCUUAAUCGAAACCGUAACCCAAACGAUGGACGUUACGUUGGAGGAAACGAUGGUCGAUAUCGUGCACGAAAUGACGGCCGCUAUGCUGGUGGAAACGAUGGUCGAUAUGUCCACGUCGAUAACAAGUACCAACAUACGGGUGAUGGUGACCGUGGGCAAUAUAGUCACGUAGGAGGGCCUUCCGGAUCAGACGCCGGAUACCGGGGAGGCUCCGGUGGCGGAGCUGGCUCCAACCUGGGCGUCGGGACUGGCUCCAACGUGGGCGGUGGAGCUGGUUCCAAUGAUGGAGCUAGUGGUUCCCCACCUGAGCCGGCCGCUCCUGCUGCAGUACCACCCCCACCGGCGCCGGCACCCAUUCGUAUACCAACUACUGUAGCUCCUGCCCCGGUGCGUCGACCAACGGUUCAAGUGGCAUCGGGUCCAUCUGGCGACGGGUGGAAAAUUAUUCAUCUUGAUCAUCGCACGCGUCCUGAUGGAUACAAUUACAUAUUUGAAACAGAAAACGGCAUCAACGCGGAAGAAUCAGGAAAAAUUGAAACAACAGCGGAUGGAGGUGAGGGAUUACGAUCGACAGGAUUCUAUCAGUACGUUGGCGAUGAUGGUCAGCUUUACCGGGUGGAUUACGUUGCCGACAAUAAUGGAUUCGUACCGCAAGGAGAUCAUAUUCCCAAGACGCCACCAGCCAUUGAAAAGCUACUUCAGUACCUGGCCAGUCAACCGAAACAGUAGUAUAUAUGAAACAGAUUGACCGCAGCUUUUGAUCACUUGAUCAGUACUAAGCUUUGCAAUAAAUUAUAACAGUUUAGAAAGAAUACGAAAAA